Molecule: messenger RNA, 1528 nt
Organism: Scomber scombrus (Atlantic mackerel)
Lineage: Eukaryota; Metazoa; Chordata; Actinopteri; Scombriformes; Scombridae
Product: ras-related protein ORAB-1-like
Molecular function (GO): GTP binding; GTPase activity
Source: RefSeq, a predicted model, not a curated record
GCUGCGACAACCAGUUUAGCCAGUUUCUCCUAACAAACACACCAAAAAACACAAAAAAACAAGAAAAAAACAAGAAGAAACCGGUGUCUUUUCUUCACUACGAAGCUUAACCUGCGACCAAACCCAGCUGCAUCCACUGUACCCAGCGUUUAUUACCCGUAGUCAACGAUGAAUCCCGAAUAUGAUUAUUUAUUCAAGCUGCUCCUGAUCGGUGACUCUGGUGUCGGAAAGUCUUGUCUCCUCCUCCGGUUUGCAGAUGACACGUACACAGAGAGCUAUAUCAGUACCAUCGGAGUGGACUUCAAGAUCAGGACCAUCGAGCUGGACGGAAAGACCAUAAAACUUCAGAUUUGGGACACAGCCGGUCAGGAACGGUUCCGCACCAUCACGUCCAGUUACUACAGAGGAGCUCACGGCAUCAUAGUGGUUUACGAUGUGACAGAUCAGGAGUCCUUCAACAACGUCAAACAGUGGCUACAGGAGAUCGACCGCUACGCCAGCGAGAACGUCAACAAGCUGUUAGUAGGAAACAAGUGUGACCUCACGACGAAGAAGGUCGUCGACUACACCACAGCGAAGGAGUUCGCAGAUAACUUGGGCAUCCCGUUCCUGGAGACGAGCGCUAAGAGCGCCACCAACGUGGAGCAAGCCUUCAUGACCAUGGCGGCCGAGAUCAAGAAGCGGAUGGGACCCGGCGCCACGGCCAACUCCUCGGAGAAGUCCAACGUCAAGAUCCAGAGCAAGCCAGUCAACACCUCGACCGGAGGCUGCUGCUGAGAGGACCCCCCCCCCCCCCAAUCUGACCCCCAUCUGACCCCCCCGAAAAACAACAACAACAACAACAACGACCUGAAUAUUCACCCUGAGCCCCACGACCGAGUCUCAAUGUUACCAUGCUCCACAGGGAGAGAAGAGAGAGAGAGAAAGAAAGAGAGAAAGAGAGAAAGAGAGAGAGAGGAGGGAGACUUUGACUGGACUGGUUUUUUUUUUUUUUUUAAAGAUUCCCAUUAAAACCAGUUUAAAGUUCAUCAAGAGUCAGCAAUAGGACGGUAAGCCCAAACCCCCCAAACCCACAGAACACAUCGGGCUUUCUCUUCUUCUUCUUCUUCUUCUUCUUUUUUUAUUAUUAUUAUUAUUAUUAUUAUUAUUAUUUUGGGGUUUUUCUUCUUCUUGCAUUUACGGGGAAAAACAACGACAACAACAACAACACACUCAUACUGGAAGAAAAAAAACAUGUACAUUUUUAAUAAAGUGUGAAAUUAACCAAUGAAAAAAAAAGAAGAAAGAAAGAAAGACAUUGUAUACAGCUUUUUUCUUCUUCUUCUUCUUUUUUUAAAAUUGUUUUUGUUGGUUUAUUCGCCCCUCUUUUUGUUAAAUGAGUCACUUUUCUAAAACACACACACACACACACACAUAUAUAUAUAUAUAUAUAAAUAUAAAAGUAGUGUUUUAUUCAGCUGUGGAAAACAACUGGCCCCUCUUCUUCUUCUUCUUCUUCUUCUUCUUCUUCUCUUCUUCUUCUUCUUCU